Messenger RNA from Pieris macdunnoughi, 630 nucleotides. NCBI's taxonomy places the organism in Eukaryota, Metazoa, Arthropoda, Insecta, Lepidoptera, Pieridae. The record is from the annotation of a GenBank genome assembly.
AUGCCUAAAAAGUUUGUGGGAGAAAAUAGCAAAGCGGUCGCGGCACGACAGCGUAAAGAGAACGCUAAACAAGAGAACGACCAAAAGAUAAAAAAAAUGGUAGAAGAUGCCGAGUGGGAAGAUAACGACGAAAAACUUAAGAAAAAACAACAGAAAAAGGAUGAACAAGAAAAAAAGCGACAAGAACAGUUGCAAAAGAAAGCAGAAGCAAAGGCCUUAUUAGAAAAAGAGAUGGAAUCUAUAAAGGGAAAAGCGCUUCCACCACCACCAAAGAUCACCCGUGCACAGAUAUCUCAAAUAAAAGAAAAGACUACUAGACCGGAACCUACUGUAAAAUCAGUGCCUGCUAGAGUGGUUGUUGAGGAACCACCUCUAGAAGAAAAUCUCAACAGGUUACAAAUUGAGGGUGAGUCAGCACAAACUGUUGACGAGGCUAUCUCAAUCCUAAGUGAAAAGGCAGAUGUAGACAAACACCCUGAAAAGAGAUUGAAGGCAGCUUACACUGCAUUUGAGGAAAUUAACCUCCCUAGAUUAAAAGCUGAAAACCCUAGUUUACGGCUCUCACAGCUUAAACAGAUGCUUAGGAAAGAGUGGUUGAAGUCACCAGAAAACCCUUUAAACCAGGCUUAG